This is a messenger RNA of Coregonus clupeaformis (lake whitefish), 3188 nucleotides long. Its product is annotated as protein CBFA2T1-like. Gene Ontology annotation, cellular component: nucleus. The record is from RefSeq and is a predicted model, not a curated record. Lineage: Eukaryota; Metazoa; Chordata; Actinopteri; Salmoniformes; Salmonidae. The transcript is spliced from 11 exons. The coding region runs from base 703 to 2517 and encodes 604 amino acids. Gene Ontology annotation, molecular function: transcription corepressor activity. Gene Ontology annotation, biological process: DNA-templated transcription; negative regulation of DNA-templated transcription.
CAGAGGGCAAUAACAUAACCCGAACCACCACGUCUUGUCUAUUACACACCCUUCUAGUCUAUCGUCUUUAUACACUUCUACUUGACCUCUACAACUUGUUUUAGGACAGACGCCUCAGCCUGUCUCCCGCUCCUCCUCCAGCCACCGCUGGGAGCCCGCCCACACCUCCUGGCCUCCCUCUACCUGGGUCCCGGAGCUCCGCCGACCGACCGACCGACCGACCCCGGCUGCAGGCGAAGGAAGCGCCACUAUUCUAUUCCUCGUUCUAACUGCAACCGACACACCACCGGCAGGCGCGCGAGACAUAUGACAAGUCAAGUCCGAAUGUGUGGUUAUUCAUCUAUAAUCUAGACUACCCUAUAUCUAUAAACGAAACUAUCUACAUUUUUGGAAGACAAAAAGGCUUUAAAUUACAGAAAGCAGUACAGAAGCGGUAUCUUAUUUUUUUUUGUUGCUUCGCAUCAUCUCGGUGUUUUUUUCUCUAGCUGCGCUCAACUCGAACACCCGUUCGGUUUCCACUGGAUGAAGAAUCCUUUCCACCCUGCGGUGCUGCUCGUGUGUCCUGAAGUUCUGACGGACCGUUCUGAUUUAGGAGCCGUGUUCUAAUUGACUGGACUGAGGAACAUUAGUCAUUCUAACACAUCGAGUGGACCGGAGUCAGAGACUGACUGGAAAUUAUUUUUGCCCUCAACACAGUAACGCAUGGUGGGAAUUUCUGCCUCUUUUCAGUAUCACACUGAGAAGUGCUCCACUAUGCCCGACUCACCUGCGGAUGUGAAAACACAAUCCAGGUUAACUCCAUCCACCAUGCCUCCUCCUCCUCCAAGCACCCAGGGAGCCCCUCGGACCAGCUCCUUCACCCCUUCUACAUUAACCAACGGCAACAACAGCCACUCCCCCACGGCGUUGAAUGGAGCGCCCUCGCCACCCGACGGCUUCAGCAACGGGCCUAGCUCCUCCUGCUCCUCCUCGCUGGCCAAUCAGCAGCUCCCACCGGCAUGCGGCGUCCGGCAGCUCAGCAAGCUCAAACGCUUCCUCACCACUCUACAGCAGUUCGGCAACGACAUCUCUCCCGAGAUCGGAGAACGCGUCCGCAUGCUGGUGCUGGGGCUGGUGAAUUCCACGUUAACCAUAGAGGAAUUCCACUCCAAGCUGCAAGAAGCGACCAACUUCCCUCUCCGACCUUUUGUCAUCCCAUUCUUGAAGGCCAACCUGCCACUCCUACAGCGGGAGCUGCUGCACUGUGCCCGUCUGGCCAAGCAGAACCCAGCUCAGUACCUGGCCAAACAUGAACAGCUUCUCCUGGACACCUCCUCCACCACCUCCCCCGUCGACUCCUCAGAACUACUCCUAGACCUCAACAACAACGGCAAGAGGAGAACACCUGGCAGAAGCAAAGAGAACGGCUUCGACAGGGAGGGCCCCCUGCACCUGGAGAACCCCAGUAAGAGAGCCUGUACGAUCAGCCCGGCAGGCCAACGGUUCAGCCCCUCCAACGGUCCCCUCCCAUACCAACCUAACGGCCUGGCCCAUGGACACCCCACACCGCCCCCACAGCACUACCGGCUGGACGACAUGGCCAUCACACACCAUUAUAGAGACUCACCACACUACCGCCACCCCAACCACAACCACCGCGAGCUCAGGGAGAGACCACGGCCACUGGGGAUGCACGGGGCUCGUCAGGAAGAGGUGAUCGACCACCGGUUGACUGACAGAGAAUGGGGGGAGGAGUGGAAGCACCUUGACCAUCUGCUGAACUGCAUCAUGGACAUGGUAGAGAAGACGCGGCGUUCUCUCACCGUGCUGCGGCGCUGCCAGGAGGCCGACAGGGAGGAGCUCAACUACUGGAUCAGACGAUACAGCGACGCAGAGGACCUGAAGAAAGGAGCCAGCAGGACCCAGAGCAGACAGCAGAGUCCUGCAGGACAGGAUAACUACACAACAGAGAUUCACCGGGAGCUUCUCCACAGACCAGUGACGCCCGGAUACGUACCUGAAGAAAUCUGGAAGAAAGCCGAAGAGGCUGUGAAUGAGGUGAAGCGCCAGGCCAUGUCAGAGCUCCAGAAGGCGGUGUCAGAGGCAGAGAAGAAGGCCCAUGAGAUGAUCAGCACGGAGCGGUCCAACAUGGAGCGUAUGGUGGCAGAAGCCCAGAGACAAGCAGCGGAGGACGCACUGACUGUCAUCAACCAGCAGGAGGACUCCAGCGAGAGUUGUUGGAACUGCGGGCGGAAGGCGAGCGAGACCUGCAGCGGCUGCAACACGGCGCGCUACUGCGGCUCCUUCUGCCAGCACAAGGACUGGGAGAAACACCACCACGUGUGUGGCCAGACCCUCCAGACCUCCCAGACCCUCCAGACCUCCCAGACCCUCCAGGCCUCACAGGCAGCUCAGCAACAGCAGCAAGGUCAGGGUACAGAGACGUCCACUGCACCCUCUAGUGGAGCAGGCAGCCCAGCCGGAACCCCGCCUGCCACCCCAGGAACGCCCUCCGCACUGGAAACCACGCCGCGCUAAACCGGGAGCCACCGGGGAGCCAUCGUAAACUCCCAUUACCCCAACAUGACUGGUUCACUUGCCUCGCUUGAUGCUAAAUGCUAAGGCGCUAACGCUACAAAGAGAGAUGUAGACUGUAGACAACACAGGAGGUGCAUACAUGUAUAUCAGUCAUAUUGACUUGCCAUGAUUAACUAAGAACACAAAAAUGUUAUUUGUUUUUAUUAUUAUUAUUAUUAUUGUUGUUGUUAUCAAUGUCCUUAUUGUUACUUUUGCUAUUAUCGUCCGUUGUCGUCUACGUUUGUUGUUGUUUGUUGUUUGUUGUUGUCAUUGUUGCUUCUCUUACAUUGUUUCCUGUAAAUUUGAAUCAUAGAAAGUAAAUGAACUACAGCGAAGACCCUCCAGACAAAUACAUGGACACAUCCAUAUGGACCUCCCCUUUGUUUAGCUGUGUUUUCUAAAUGCUUUGUUGUUUUCCUGUAUUACCUGGGAUAUGAUAUGAAACUAGUUGACCUCAUGAACACACUUUACCAAACAACAUACCAAUGGAAUAUUACUACAACAGAAACGCUGUUGAAAAAGCAGACGCCAACUCUCUUAUUAUGGGAAGACCACAAAUACAAAGAACAGACAGACAGACAGACAGACAGACAGACAGAGAGACAGACACAGACACAGACAGACAGACAGAC